Molecule: messenger RNA, 1818 nt
Organism: Cylicocyclus nassatus
Lineage: Eukaryota; Metazoa; Nematoda; Chromadorea; Rhabditida; Strongylidae
Source: the annotation of a GenBank genome assembly
AUGCUGAUGUUUCUGACAAUGAGAUCGCAAGAGUUAGGCUCUCCACCUUUGGAUGAUGAUGAUCCAUUUGUGCAACAAAGAGAUAGAGAAGAAAUGGAACCUGAUACAAGCGGUGAUUAUGCCAACAGCUCACCCGCUGGUAUGCAAUGUGCACUUUCCGCGGCAGGCGAUGACGACACAGUGGAAGUAUUGAGUGUGCACUCCAAACAUGACGAAAACUCGUCGAAUGUCGUGGAUCAGCAGCCCACAUCGUCGUCUAAAUGCCUCUCAAUACCAAAACUACAUAGUCUGAUAAAAAUGCGACAGAAACUUUUGAAACAACUGCGCAAAUUGGAGGUGCGAGAAGUUUGCUUUGAUGAUGAGGCAAAAGAGCUGUUUUAUAUCAACCAUGAACGAAAGUUGAAAAAGACUCUCGUGGACGUGGAAAGGACAUUACUGAAACAUGGAGCAUUGUUGGAUGUUGAUGAGGAAGUUCGGGCACUCCAUGACGCUGCUCAUGCUCCGAGCAUAACGGUUGCGGAUACUGGAAACGAGCUUCUGAACAAGAGAAUCACUGACUUAAUGAAUAAGAAGAUUGCGAACAAGGAGAAAAUUGUAACGCCUUCCUUUGAUGAAUUACGCGACCUUAUGUGUGAGCUUCGAACUGAAUGCGGUCCUUCGUCCGGGAUCCCUGAUCCUGAGAAGGAAUUGGAUGCUUUUCUCGACCAUCUGGACAACAUUGCUUUUGUAACUAUACGAACUCAUCAGAACUUCAUCAGCAGCCAGUUCUUAGAAAAUGUGGAUCUGUAUGUACCCGAAGAUGAUCGUCCGACAGUUCGCAAACUUCCUGAACUCAGCUCACCUAUGAAGGAACUAUCGUCAACAGAGGGCGAUGUUCUACCAGAUGAAGUUUUUCGUAUGGAACUACAAACUGCUGGGAGACUGGAGUUGGAUAAUCCAUCGAAGGAUGUCCCAGAUGAAGAAGUUGAUUUGCUGUUGGAUGAGGAUUCUGGAAGUGAUAGGGAUUUGACAAAUGUGGAUGAGCAGCUAUCGGAGGAAGAGGAUGAUGGGAGUGACAAAGACGUAGUUGAUGAAGAUGAUCAUCAAUUGGAUCAAGAUCAUGACAGUGAUAAUAAGGCUACAGCGCUCUUCUCUCCCAAUCACAACACGCUUGCCGAGGUUCUUGAAGCUAGCCCGCAAGUAGUUGCAAAUGGCGAGAGUUCCACGUUCGAGUCAGAUAUCUGUUACGAGAACCCAGAGUCGUAUGCGAGUGUCUCCAGUGCAAUACCUAUGGAGGAACGGUUGACUGUAACGCUUAAUCUCAGUCAACCCAGCCAGACUGCGGUGAAUGACAGCGCAUGUGACAAAGAUGUAAUUAAGCGCGUUUCGGAGUGGCUGCAUGACAUUAAGGAGCAGCAAGUGACUGUGACAGUGCUUGAGAAUAACUUGGAGGAGGUGGAAGAGAAAAAAUGUCCAAAGCGCGAGAUAAAUACGAAUGAGUGUUGCAAUGAUGACGAUGAGAUAGAAUGUCUUGGAGUCUUUAAAGGUUCAGCAGACCAGAACAACAUCUCGCGUUCAAAGCGCCCUCGUCUUGACAAGGUCGGCAACAGUGCGGGAUUAUCGACUACCGAGAUAGAAACUAUUUACAUCGACGACUAAGAAAGGUGUUCUGUUGUCGUGCAUGUUAGUCAUGAUAAUCUACCUACAUAUUUGACUGCCUUGCGUUAUGUUUUAUUGCAUGUAGACUUUUUUCUCAUAGCAUUUUUGCCUUUUCUCAUUCAUAUUUCUCAUUAUGGCGGGUUGUGUUUACUGAUUACAUUAAAUAAAAACUUUUUGUUC